AUGGGAAAGUCUGCCACUUCGGGCAACUCUGCAGCAUUGGCUGCGUCCGGCCUCGCAAUAUUUGGUCGCCGAGUUGUCCAGAUUCCGUCGGAUGUGCAGAAAUGCCUGGACCGCCCAGAUGCUUGGGCUCCUACCGGUGGGCCCAUACCGCCAAUACCGCCAAUGGUCCUGGAGGACGUGAUAGCACGUCAUGCAAAAGAAAUACCUUCGGUCAAGCGCACUCCUACACAGCCAAAGGCGAAACCGGACGGUGAGAAUGAGGUACUGGCGUCCGGAACCCCCAUACCUUGGACUCCGUCACCUGAAUCCCACUUCCUUCCGGUCAACCGGCAGCGUGAGCUCGCUACGGCUGCGAGGACCGCAAGUCAGCAUUCGCCGCAGCAAGCUGGUUCUCUGACCGCAGGAAACCGUUCGUCUCGGGCCGCCUUUUUGACAGACUUCCCUCCUAGCAGCAGCCAGGCAUCCGAGACAGGGUUGGAAGUGGAAGUUCCAAGAGCCAUCACCGACGUCAUAGCGCCGGUCAAUCGGCAUGCCGUCCCUGCACUUGAGCCGACUCCUCCCUCAGCUCAGAUCAUACCUUCUACCAUCGCCGAGGAGACAAAUCCGGUACAGAAGCCUGGGGCAACACGUCGUCGGCGGAUGAAGAAUCCUGCUGCCGUGUUCGCCGAAGUCGACACUGUUGGUCAGAGUCAUGCCCCAAGCGUAACGGUUCCCAAGGCUGGAACAACUACUUCAUCAAGAUCAGCCAGUUCGCCGGUGACCUCCUGCCUUCCGGCUCCCAAACCUCCGGCUCGCCACGCCAUGGACACUUCGCCUGUGCGAGUUUCGGUAGAGGAUCGGCAUCACUCCACAGCAGUUCAUCAGUCGGUUGUCACCACAAUCCCGCAGCCCGUUAGCCACGGGGUUCUCAGCAGUUUCGCGGACAAAGUGCCGCCCACCGGUCCGCCCGUCAAUGUGCCAUUCACCGCCUUCAAGCUGGCGUACCCAGAUUACCAAGCCACAUUGAAGGAUUUCAUCCGAGCGGUCAAGUGCCUCUUAAAGUAUCAAAAGGACGGAGCGCUUUCCGAAUUUCUUUACGACGACUUCAUCAGAGUCUUCUGUGGAGAUUAUUUGGCCUACAUCGGAUCUCUAGGCGUGGACCAGGCUGCAUGUCCAGCACUUCGGUGGUAUAACGUGAAUGUCUCCAGACCUUCCUAUGUUAGUGGUAUCAUCAACAAGAAAAACCUCACGGAAAUCCCAAAGCAAUACCCGGAAGAGUUCCGGGCCGUCCAACAAGGGUCCGCAAGACCCAGAACUCGCGGCCACGCGAUCGAGACCGGGCAAACUGGGCAAACUGAGCAAAAUGGGCAAACUGGGCAACGGCCGGCCGUUGGCAUCAUGCAAGAUUCCCGUAAAGUCCCCUCACAAAUAGACAACAAUGCCAAUGUCUCUGUAUCUCCAACAGCCAGCCAGGGGGAUACCGUGGCCGAGAGAAUUGGCAAUGUGACCAACGACACGUCCAGCCGCGGGUUCCCGCAGAGUCGGGUUGAUUCCUCCUUGCCGGUAUUCGAGACACCACAGGCGCCACGAAUAUCGCACUUGAAGCGGGAGGUGGCAACUACACUUCCCGGUACCAUGCACUCUCAAAUCAGCAACCCUGAUAGCAUCCCUGAGAUGGAGACUAAGCGCAAGCUUGUACCUCGGGCUUCCACCGGAUCUUCGGCAGUCGAAGCUGGUGCGGUCUUCAAGCGACCGCGGAAGGCAAUGGAGGACCCAGAGAAGCGAAGCCUUCGGUUCAAGGAGUUCGUGAUGCAACGGCGCACGCAGGGCUCUACUCCCAAAAACUCCAAACAGUCAUGA
Molecule: messenger RNA, 1839 nt
Organism: Chaetomium strumarium
Lineage: Eukaryota; Fungi; Ascomycota; Sordariomycetes; Sordariales; Chaetomiaceae
Exons: 2
Coding region: 1-1839 (612 amino acids)
Source: RefSeq, a predicted model, not a curated record